Coniophora puteana RWD-64-598 SS2 is the source of this 1140-nucleotide messenger RNA. RefSeq lists its product as uncharacterized. The record is from RefSeq and is a predicted model, not a curated record. The coding region runs from base 1 to 1140 and encodes 379 amino acids. The transcript is spliced from 4 exons. NCBI's taxonomy places the organism in Eukaryota, Fungi, Basidiomycota, Agaricomycetes, Boletales, Coniophoraceae.
AUGGAGGUCGCAACUCGACAGGUUGGCAAACUCACCGCUCACGACAAGACUCAUUCAUCACCACGCGCGCGACAUCCCAAGCCUAAGCACUUAUCGGAGAAACGAAAGGCGCAUAUACGUGAAAUCGGACGUCGUCUCACGCAGAGCUAUAUGCUCAAACAUGAACCUUGGAGUGGCCUUCACCUUUCAGCCGAAUACAUCCAUAGCCCAUUCAGCAGUCCUCCCGUCCUCUUCUUCGGUAUCGGGUUCAAAACGACUGUCGAGGACUUGCUCCCGCUUUCCCACAGCUUAGACGCUCCCAAACCCUAUGACGAGAGCCAUCGCGACUACGUUGAGGGCCUCUUUAUGGGUAUCUGGUCCACCGUGCGCACAAAGUUCGAGCCCCAGUCGAACUGGCCUCUCAUGACUCGGGAAGUCAGGUCUUCCGAAGCUGACCGGGUUAUCACUCUCGAAGACAACAAGUUACGCUUUCUGAUGGGAAGCUCUCCUACGGAUGACCCGAAUUGUUGGGACUCUCUCGACUGGAGACCUUUGGAGGGAGCAGCGCAGAAGCUUCAGGAAGUGACGGGGAGGACAUCUCCUUCAAAUCGAGAGGAGGUAAAGAGCGUAGUGACACUAGCAUUCGAACAAAACAAGACGCUCAAAGAGUACAUGUUCGAGCAUGAGCCGUGGUGUGACCCUCGCUCUUACAAACAGUUCCCCCGCAUCAACGAUAUCAACUGCGAUUUUCCACUCCUCUUCUUUGGUAUCGCGUUCGAGGAUACCGACGAAGACGUGCUGUCGGUCGCGCGUACCCUCGAGUCCCCGUGUGCUCUAGCUGAGUGCUACGACGGAGGCGUUGAGUACCUCCUCGCGGAUGUUUGCGAAACCCUCAGCGACAAGCUCCAUAGCUCAAACGAGGUGAAGAUCCGCUGGCCCCUCCAGGUUUGGAGUGUCGACUCAAAAAGUGAGGCGGAGAGGAUUAUCAUUAUCGCUGACAACACGAUGCCGCACAAGCGACUUCGGCACUUGAAGAAGGUGGGGAAGGAGGCAUCGAGGCUGACGGGCAGAGAACCGAAGUGGUAUAUAGCGAGCAGCCUUCACAACGACUGGGACGAAGGACAGUUUGAUCUCUGCCGCAUGACAUGGGUCAAACGAUAG